Messenger RNA from Hippocampus zosterae (dwarf seahorse), 1573 nucleotides. Its product is annotated as growth/differentiation factor 15. Gene Ontology annotation, molecular function: growth factor activity; cytokine activity. Gene Ontology annotation, biological process: SMAD protein signal transduction. NCBI's taxonomy places the organism in Eukaryota, Metazoa, Chordata, Actinopteri, Syngnathiformes, Syngnathidae. The record is from RefSeq and is a predicted model, not a curated record. Gene Ontology annotation, cellular component: extracellular region.
AUGGGCACGCCCGUCGAGAGCUCACCUGAGCGAACGAGUCUUGCGACGCACGAGCCCUCCGAGCGGAACUCGGUGAAGGACGCGGACGAGCUCUCCCAUCCAGGCCGGGGCGGAGCUCCCGACUCUCGGACCGAUCCCGCCAUGCUCGGGUCGGGCGCGCGCCUCUCCUCCUUGCUGUUCCUACUCUGUGUGUCCGGUUCGGGGGCGUGCGGGCCUCAACGGUCCCCGCCGCCGACGCUCGGCGUGGACAGUCUGAGGCUCCAGCUGGUGGAGGCGCUCAAGACGGGAAUCCUCAGCGCGCUGGGCAUGGCCAAGGAACCCGAGCUCACCCAAAAGGCAUCCCGGCGAGAGUUGAGGAGGACGUAUCGGCUGUACCGGGAGUUGAGAAGAAACGUCAGCCGGCCGACGGGAGUCGCCGCGUCGACGCUGCUCUUUCCGGCUGCGGUAAGAGCAUCUCAGGGGAAAGAUGGCUUGCCACCCGGCCAACGCACGCAGCGGUUCCGAGCUGCUUUCCAGAAGGACCCAAACGUCCCGCGCGAGGCCGUUCCUUCCCCGGCUGCGCUUCGGCUUCCCAUCCAAGCGACGCGAGUCCAGUCCCACAUAAGGACGGCCAUGGCCGUAGCGAAUCCUCGGCCCCGGCGCUCCGACGGGGACGAGGAGUGCAACCGACAAGAAUGGUGCUGCCGUAAGUCGGUCAAGGUGUCGUUCGGAGACCUGGGCUGGACCGAUUGGAUCGUGGCCCCGACCGAGUACACCAUGCACCUGUGCGACGGCGCCUGCCCGCACAACUACAAGCCGGCCAGCAUGCACACCCAGCUCAAGUCUCGCCUGCACCAGAUCACAAAGGGCGGCUCGCCUCGGCCGUGCUGCGUGCCGGCCUCCUACGAGCCCCUGGUCCUCAUGUACUAUGACGCCGGGGGCCAGUUGAAAGUGGCGCCUUUUAGUGACCUCAUAGUCACCAAGUGUCACUGUGCCUAAGGCCGCCACCCAAACCAACGAUGCGCUCAUUUUUGAUCUUUCUUGGAACGCCGUAUUUAUUCCAACUUGUAUUUAUUGUCCCACUCUGAAACUAGAGCAAUGUCUAAACUGCUCACGCUGUUUAGCACCCAGGACGUUGACUACCCGUCCAUCAGUAGAGCUGCGCUCCAAAAAAACUGGGACUGAUUUUUAUGAGCAACAUUUUCCACGUCGGGCAGUGACUUUGUGACAGCUCGAGAUGAAGCCAUUAUGGUCGAUUGUGCACUCUGGACUGUAGACAAAUUGUUAUCUAGCUUCGUAACCUUUGAAGAAAACCUUGUUGGAGUCGCAGCCACAGGUUGUGUGAAGCAUAUUGGUCCUAUUUAUAAAAGAUGUUUGAUGUUUUACCACUGCAGUAAGAACAGUUCAAUAUGUCCGGUCAAAAAAGUCUUUAUUUUACAUUAAAUAGAGAAAAAAAUGUAUUACUGUAUUGAGAAGUGAAGUCUAGGCAGAUGCUGUAUAAAAAUAAAAAAAAUCAAGUAGACCAUUGAUGCUCUAUGAAAUGCAGAAAUUGUUUUUCAGUUCAAAAGGCUGUCAUUAUUAAAUUUUCUUCAAA